CAAGUUUUUUUAAGGUUAACUCAUUAUUAUUUAAAUGUUGAAAAACAUGACAAAUGUUUCAGUGUUUUGUUGUUUAAGAGGUUGCUUAGAUGGCUUUAAAUAUACUGAAAAUGUACCAAAUAUGCAUCAAGAAAAUCCAAUACGAUUGGAUACAAACUUCAUGGGCUAUGAGGUAGUGAUAGUAAAAGGGGGACAACGGGUUUGUGGUGCAGGUGCAGCUUUAGGAAAUGCACCCUUAGUCCAAUCUAAGUCUUAUUUUGAAGCCAAAAUUCAACAAGGUGGCUCUUGGUCCAUAGGUUUGGCGACCAGACAGACCGAUUUAAGUCUGACACAAGGAGGUAUGGAUGAGCAUUCAUGGGCCUUAUGUAGUGAUCAUAUAAUAAGACAUAAUAAAAAAGAAUUAUUUAAAAUCAAUACUGGGAAUGCAACAAAAGAAUUAAAUUUACAAGAAGGUGACCUAAUUGGUGUUUCUUAUGAUCAUAUUCAGCUCAAAUUUUAUGUUAAUGGUAAAGAAUUGGACCAAAGUAUUACUAACGUUAAAGGAACAGUCUAUCCUGCUAUAUAUGUUGAUGAUGGAGCCAUUGUAGAUAUAAUAUUAGAUAACUUCAUUCAUGCACCUCCUUCAGGGUUUGACAAAAUAAUGCUGGAGCAAUCUUUACUUUGAAGAGUAUAUAUUUGCAUGAUUAUAUUGCACCAUAAUUUAUUCAAUAUUUAAUACCCUUGUGACUAACUUAAAGAAUAUUAAUUAUUUAUAAUGAACAGUGCACAGUAUUUCAAAAUAAGAAUUACUGAUUGUAUAGAUAUAUGACCUAAUGAUUGUAUUGCAAUUUAUUGAUGUUUAUAACUUCUCUGUAAUUAUGAAUCGUACACUAAAUUGAAUUGUUGUAAUAUGAAGAUAAGAAAAAUGAAUAUUAUAUUUUUAGACUCCUGUCGUAGUAUUCAGGUUGAAGCAUUUUUAUUGCUCAAAAACCAUCACUUGGUGAUGAACAGAACUGCUCAUUAAUUAUAUAUUUUUUAUUUGCUCUUAAGAACUUUUUUAUUUAUGUUUUCAUUAUAGUGAUAUAUCUUCAUUCCGUCACUUUAAGAGCAAGCUUGAAAUAAGUCCAAAAUAUUUCACUUAAACGCAGCUGUAUUUUUUCAUUCAUAAAGUAGUAUAAACAAAUCACCUCAUCAAACAUCUGCUACAAAAAUUAUUCAGUAUAAGUGUGUAUUAUAGUUUUGUGCCAGAUAAGAUGUAAAGUUCUGACUGAUAUUAUAUUCAACUUAUAAUUUUCAAAUCAAAUUAUGAAAAUGC
This is a messenger RNA of Coccinella septempunctata (seven-spotted ladybird), 1294 nucleotides long. Its product is annotated as SPRY domain-containing protein 7. Gene Ontology annotation, molecular function: protein binding. The record is from RefSeq and is a predicted model, not a curated record. Bases 35 to 664 code for a protein of 209 amino acids. The transcript has 4 exons. Lineage: Eukaryota; Metazoa; Arthropoda; Insecta; Coleoptera; Coccinellidae.